GGGGGGGUGGGAGCCCAAUUCAAUUGUUCAGGGAAUGGAAGUAACUCAUUUUGCGGCUGGAGGAACCCAGUGGAGCUCGCUGUGUGCAGGGAGUUUUUCCACUGCUCUCUCCCGUUUGAACAGCAUAACCUCGAGCGUUUCCAAACCGAUGCUCUGUGUGCUGCUGCCACCGUCCUUCUGGCAGGGCCAGGUCUGGUGGGCAGCCUUUGGGUUGAAGUCUUGCAUGGGAGCACUGGCAUCACCUGCGUGGGGCCUUCUGGGGGGAAAAUUAUGCACCCUGUGGGAUCUGGUUUCAUUUUGGGCAGGGUGAAAUGGGCCGAGGGAGGAUCUUCCCCCAUUUACAGGCUGGGAUUGUACUUCUGAAAGCCCUUUUAGAGGCAGAAAGGUUCCCAACUUGGUCUCUCCAGGCAGGGGUGAAUGUCCCACCUACACUCCCACAUGACCUCAGAAAAAUGAAUCGCCAGAAAUGAACGGAAGCGAAGGAAAAAAGGGAAAAAUAAAUAAUAAUAAUAAUAAUUAAAAAAUCCCUCCCCAAAGCCGCCUUCCAGAGGGUUGGGCAAAAGAUAAAAGCUCUCCAAGGAGCCGGGACUCCUCCUCUCCCACCACCGACUCCUCAUUUAAAUGUCUGUGCGCACGCUGCAGCCAGCACUGCCUCGGCGGCCCCCUGCCCGCCACCCCUGCUGUGCCCCGGGGGGCAGUGCCCAUGCCAGGGCGCAGCACAGACCGGGCUUAGCACCCAGAAGCAGCCCUGCCUGGUCCCGCGGGCAGACUAUGCGAGAACCCCCGGGGGGAGCCGAGCCGCACGGUGCCUGCCCAGCUGCGGAGGAGUGGGUGACGAGGGGGUCCCGGUGCAUGGACCCCCCGAGGCCAGCUCCCCAAUGUCGGCUCCGCUGCUGCUCUGGGUCAUCCUCCUUCAGUGGGCCGCCGGCGGGGGCUUCAUCAGGGGCAGCAGGAUGUGGCAGCACUGCACAGACCUGCGCCCGCUGGACAUCCUCUCAGAGGUGGUGCCCGCCGGUGGGCUAGCCCAUGGCAUGAGGGUGUUUCAAGUGCAGGGGGUGCGCGGUUUCCAGCUGGCUGCCUCGCGGCCCCGAGCCCUGUGCUUCCCAGCCUCCCGGCUUUUCAUCCACUGCGACCGCUUCCCCGAGGAGUUCUCCAUCAUCGUCACGCUGAGGGUCCUCAGUGUCCCUGCCAAGAGGAACGAGUACGUCUUCACGCUGAUGGCGGAGGAGAGCCCCAGCGUGCUGGUGGGGCUGCGUUAUGCCCCCGACAAGCUCCACUUCCUCUUCUGGAGCCAGGAGCGCGCCGGCGGCUGGCAGACCCGCGUCACCUUCCCCAAUGUCUCCCUCUCCGACAGCCAGUGGCACACGCUCGUCCUGGCUGUCUCCGGCCAGUCCUUCUCCCUGACGGUGGACUGCAGCGUCCCCAAGGAUGUGUUAGUGGAGACACCGUUUCCAGCCUCCCUGUCAGUGAAAAGAGCCAACUUCUACCUGGGCAACAGGAGGAGGAGGAAAGGCGUGUUCACGGGCUUGCUGCGACAGCUUGUCCUGCUGCCAGGAGCUGAUGCCACCCCUCGGAUAUGCACCCCCAUGAGCUUUAAAGUAGUGACGCUCUCUGUCCCCAGUGUUCUCCAGAAUCAUCCUGCAAAGCCAGCAAGCAACAAGGUGCUAAAAUACCCCUACGAGACCGACACAAAGGUGACGCUGGGGUCCCGUCCGCCCUGCACCAUGCAGGAGAAGGCACAGUUCUGGUUCAAUGCCUCCCGGAGAGGGCUGUACCUCUGCAAUGGCAGCACCUGGAUUUCCAUGCUGGAAGUCAAGCAGAGGCUGGACUAUGUGGAAGAAUACCAGAACCUAGUGACCAACUCUGAGACGAUGGGUGUUGAGGUCUUCACCAUCCCCGGAGUGGGACUGUUUGCAGCCACGGCCAACCGACACACCGCUCCGGGGUCGGCCAUCUAUAAGUGGACUGAUGGGAAGUUUGUGCCCUAUCAGAACAUCCCCACCUACCAAGCGCAGUCCUGGAAGUAUUUCACCAUAGGAAAGAAGAUCUUCCUAGCAGUGGCUAAUUUUGAGCAGAAUGACAGGGGUCAGGAGCUGUCUGUAAUAUACAAAUGGAGCCGCAGGAAAGAGAAAUUCGUCCCGUACCAGAGGAUCACCACGCACAGCGCUAGGGACUGGGAGGCAUUUGUCAUUGAGGGAGAGGCUUUCCUCGCAGUGGUCAACCACAGAGAAGGGAAUAACCACAACAUAGACAGCGUAAUAUACAGGUGGAACCCCAGGACAGGGUUGUUUGAAACCAACCAGACCAUCCCUACUUCUGGAGCCUAUGACUGGGAAUUUUUCACCAUUGGGCCGUAUUCCUUCCUGGCUGUGGCUAACACAUUCAAUGGCACAUCCACUAAGAUCUACUCGCACAUCUACAUCUGGCUCAGUGGCUCCUUCCAGCUCUUCCAGUCUAUCCUGACUUUUGGUGCUGCUGACUGGGAGGUGUUUCAUAUCGGGGACAGAGUCUUCUUGGCUGUUGCAAACAGCCACAGCUAUGACAGCGGGAUGCCAGCACCCUCCAACUUCUAUGCCAUCAACUCCUCCAUCUAUGAGCUGAACGUCACUGCCCAGAUGUUUGUCAAGUUCCAGGACCUCCUCACCUACAGUGCCCUGGACUGGGAGUUCUUCUCUGUGGGAGACGACUCUUUUCUGGUGGUAGCAAACUCCUUUGAUGGCUUCACCUUCUCCGUUAACAGUAUUAUAUACAGGUGGCAAGGCUAUGAAGGCUUCGUAGCGGCUCACCACCUCCCCACUGUCGGCUGUAGAGACUGGGAGGCAUUUCACACCACUGAGGGCUCCUACCUCCUCUACACCAGUGCCAAGGAGCCACUUUCCAAGGUGCUCAAGCUGAAAACCACCUGAGGUGGCCGAGAUAUGCUCAGCUCAUUGCCAGGAUCGGGGCGAGCUGUGCAUCGAGGUGAAGAUGGACCACAGAGGCCCGGAACGGCGUGGGAUCAGCCCUGCGGCUGGCUGUUUGUGUGCUCCACAGGACGUGAAGGAGGAGGAUGGGAGCUCCAGGGCUCCCUGUAGCCUUGUCCAGGGCUGGCAAAGUGGCUGCGACCCUGCUUUGGUGCUGUUUGUCCUGGGCAAGCUUUCCUGCCAUGCUCCAGAGCUGCAUCCUACACAGGGGUCCUGGUGCUCAGGUGUUUCCUGGGGCUCGCUGAGCCCCAGUGCUUGGCACACUCCAGCCAGGAGGUACACAAGUGCCACUGGUUGUGGCCGGAGCUCGCAGGAAAGAGGCUGAGCAGAAUGCUGUGCUGCCCACCUGUGUGCUGAGCAUUGAGCAGACCCCUGUGCUGCCCGGGUGGGUGCAUGGCAAGGGGUUGAAAAUGGCCUGAGAAAUGAGGGGAAAAUGGUGGCUUUGGGCUUGGCUCUGGCUACCCAAUGCCUAGGGCUGCGAUGCUGCUGAGGAUCCGUCCGGUUUGACACUGCACCUCUUUGUAUGAGAUUGGUGACUCCUGAGCAAACCUGCUGUGCGCUGGGACAAGCCCAGCUGCCAUGGGCAUGGGAAAGUCCCAGAACUGCUUCAGGUGAAAUCAUGGCCUCUUUUUGUUUCCUCGGCUUUUCUGGGGCACUCUUCUGCUUAACCAGAGCUCUAAUAAAUUCUGUGCACCAGCCUUCAUCCCACAGGCAAGCUGCAGGUAUCUGAGCUGCUCUGCA
Messenger RNA from Pezoporus occidentalis (night parrot), 3704 nucleotides. It is a transcript of the gene TSPEAR, whose product is annotated as thrombospondin type laminin G domain and EAR repeats. The record is from RefSeq and is a predicted model, not a curated record. Gene Ontology annotation, biological process: signal transduction. NCBI's taxonomy places the organism in Eukaryota, Metazoa, Chordata, Aves, Psittaciformes, Psittacidae. The coding region runs from base 879 to 2906 and encodes 675 amino acids. The transcript has 12 exons.